Tilletiaria anomala UBC 951 is the source of this 3990-nucleotide messenger RNA. RefSeq names its product RhoGAP-domain-containing protein. The record is from RefSeq and is a predicted model, not a curated record. Gene Ontology annotation, biological process: actin cytoskeleton organization; signal transduction. The coding region runs from base 1 to 3990 and encodes 1329 amino acids. The transcript has 6 exons. Gene Ontology annotation, cellular component: cytoplasm. Lineage: Eukaryota; Fungi; Basidiomycota; Exobasidiomycetes; Georgefischeriales; Tilletiariaceae.
AUGGACGAUCCAUCGUUCUCCUUCCAGCAACAGAUUGCCUCGCCGCGUACUUCGGAAGAUCCAGGCAGACGCGAUCCGGCUGCUUUGCUCGCUAAUUCGUUGCACCUCGCGCCGACACCAGAAAAUCAGUCUGUAGGCCCAAGCAGCAGCGGCAGCCAAGCAAUUGCGCAGGAUGGAGGUUCGAAAGUCAGGUGCACUGGGGCUGCUGGCGGAGCCACGAAGGAACGCCGACGAGAUCAGGCGUGUGCUGCAUGUGGGAAACCGAUGAGCGGACAGUUCGUGCGUGCGCUUGGAACAGUGUACCACUUGGAUUGCUUCAAGUGCCGCGACUGCGGGAAAGUCGUAGCGAGUAAGUUCUUCCCCGCGACCGACGACAUGAUCGACGCAAGCGGCGAGCAGAAUGGGUUACUCUUUGCGCUAUGCGAGACGGACUACUUCCGGCGCCUUAACCUGUUGUGCGCCAAGUGCGGCGGCGCGCUGCGCGGCAGCUACAUCACCGCGCUGGGCAUGAAGUUCCAUGUGGAGCACUUCACGUGCUCCAUCUGCCCGACUGUAUUUGGGCCGCAGGACAGCUACUACGAGCACGACGGCAAGGUCUUCUGCCACUUCCACUACUCGACACGCUUCGCCAUCCCUUGCACCGGCUGCAGGACAGCUAUUCUCAAGCAGUUCGUCGAAAUCAAUCGGAACAAUGUCGACGAGCAUUGGCAUCCGGAGUGUUACAUGAUCCACAAGUUCUGGAACAUCAAGCUAUGCCCCACUGGCAUGACCCCACGAGAAGGAAACAUCCAAAUGGAGCCGACGGCGAAUCCGUCUACGCCGAAUCCGUCCAAUUCGGGCAUGGCACCGACGACGUCAGCGUCGGCCGAUGCCACGCCGUCCGCCGAGGCACUGGAGCUGGAGGAGAAGGAGACGCCCGUGACGUUAAAGCAGAAGCAGAAGCUGAUGGAGGAGCGCGUCUACCGCAUCUGGACUGUCCUCUCCGCCUUCGAGGAGAGCAGCGCCGCGUGCAUCUCCGAGAUGCUGCGCGACGUCAGCAGCGGUCGCUACCUCGGCGGCGUCAAGAUGGCCGAAAAGUUCAUUCUCCACGUCGAAGUCCUUUUCUCCGCGAUCGAUGCACUGGAGGCCGAGUUCCGUCGUGCUCAUGUCAAGGGGAUCUCACACAUCCGCGAAGCGCGCAUGCUCUGCAAGAAAAUCGUCAACUUCUUCUCCUUACUCUCGCACACGCAGGAGACCGGCGCGCGCAGGAUGGGCAUCACGCAGGAGCUCCUCUCACUUGUCACAGGUAUGGCGCACUACCUUAAGAUUCUCAUCCGCAUCACGCUGUCUGGCGCGCUCAAGCUCGAUCGCGAGCACAGCAACGCGUCCGCCAUCAUCGCCUUCCUCGACCAGCUCGCCACACUCGCCAAGGAGGGAAGCCGCGAAUCCCCAGCGAGCGCAGAGGGUGUUGCGCUCAUCAAGAACCAAGAGCUUGAGGGUGGUGCAGAAGCAGCUGCUACAGCAGCAAGCGGAGGCAGCGGCCUCAUCGGCUCGUAUGGAUACCACAGCCUCCCGCGGAGCACGACGAUGAGCACGCGUUUGGCAGAGAGUGGCGAUGUCGCCACGGAUCUCUGCAUCGGCUGCGGCCAGACGGUCGAAGAGGAGUGUUUGCGCUUAGGCAUCAACUCGCGCUGGCACUCGAGCUGCUUCCGCUGCAAGCAGUGCCAACGCCCAACGACCAGCUGGGCGCCAAAGAAGAUCGUCGCGAGCAGCAGCCUCAACGGCACGGCGCCGGAGAACGCCUCGACGCAGACGAUCGAGGGCGCCCCUCCUGCCUUGCCGCCGUCGGAUUUCACCGUUGACUCGGUGCGCACGCCGUACGACCCGACUGUGCCCGGCGGCGCCACCCGUCCCAGCACGACUCAUACACCGUACUGCCUGCAUUGCGCGCCAGCUGAUGCACGACGCGGCAUCGAGACGGUCACGCGCCUGGAGCAAUACGCUUUCCUGCUACGCGUUGCUCUGAACCGCCUCUAUGCGUUGCUCAAGAAGCGCGGCGUUGUGCCGCCCUCUCCGCCCAUUACUGAUUCGGCGCAGCUCGCGUCGGACGAAGAUCUGCGGGAUUCAUCGGACAUCAAGCGCAUGCGCUCCGUCAAUCUCGAUCGGAAACUGUCGACGAAGGCGAAGCUGCCUCACAUCUCCACCGUCGUUGGCAGCCCGUCCGGCCGGCAGCCUGCCACGCAGGCCAUGUCGCCCAUUGAAAAUUCGCAGCCCGGCAGCAACACUAGCAGCAGCAUCCCCAAGGCCGCUUUUCACCGCAGCCCAUCGCCCCAGCGCGCAGCUGACCCUUCAUACGAAGGCAGAGAGGCACCACGGCCUCCUGUGGCACCGCAUCGGCUCUCUUCGCGCGACGUGUCGCCCAACCCGAAUAACGACCCGAGCCAGCUUGGCUUCACCCGCGGACCCUCGCCGCAAAAGGGAGGUGCCAGUGGCGGCCAGGCACUUGGGUCAAUCAUCCCCAUUCGACCUGCGUUUGCGCGCCACAACACCGACGUGCGCAUCCGCGACGAUGGGCCUAUCCGCCAGGUUUCGGGCGACGACAUACCGCGCCGCCGGCUCGGAACGGGCGAAGAUGGCAUCACGCUUGCGGAUAUCCCCCAGCUGCUCGAGGCCGAGCAGGCGCGCGAACAGCAUCGUGCUCUCCCCAGCGAUCAUGGCAGGCCGUUUGCCGAGCUCUCCGCCCUCGAACUGUUCAUCGUCAAGCACAUAGCUGUCAUGGUUCUGCAACAGUCAGCGCUUAAGGACCUCGUUCCUCUCGACGACCUGAUUGAGUUCAUUGAGACGCGCAAGAACACCUUCUGGGGAAAGCUUUUCAAGGGCGGCAAGGACAAGAAGGAGAUCAAGAAGAAGGGCGUUUUUGGCAUCCCGCUGGAAAUCCUCGUCGAGCGCAGUGGAGCCGACUCCACGCUAGGCGCUAGUACUAGCCACCUCCGAGUGCCGUCUUUUGUGGAUGACAUCAUCUCCACCAUGAAGCAAAUGGACGUUUCAGUCGAAGGCAUCUUUAGGAAAAAUGGCAAUAUUCGACGACUGAAGGACCUGACGGAGGCGUUGGACAGGGACAGCUCACAGGUCAAUUUGUCCGAGGACAAUCCUGUGCAACUAGCAGCUCUCCUCAAGAAGUUCCUUCGUGAAUUGCCCGACCCUCUGAUGACCUUCAAACUACACCGCCUAUUCGUCACCUCACAAAUGCUCGAGCCCGAGUCGGAACGCAUGCGUAUUCUUCACAUGGUCACCUGCUUGUUGCCCAAGGCGCACCGCGACACGAUGGAGAUUUUGUUUGUCUUCCUCAAGUGGGUCGCGUCUUUCUCGCACAUCGACGAGGAGACGGGUAGCAAGAUGGACUUGUCCAAUUUGGCCACGGUGCUGGCACCGAAUAUUCUCUACUCGAAGGGCCCAAAUCCAGCGAAAGACGAGACAUUCCUCGCUAACCGCGCAGUCCUCAACAUUCUUGAGAAUCAGGACAGCUUCUGGACAGUGCCACGAGAGCUCGAGGUCGUCCUGCAAGACCGCGAGCUGAUGCAUCAGUCGUCAGACAUGACUUCGCGGGACAUUCUCAAACGAUGCGAGAAGCAUGCAUUGCAGCAGAAAGCAUCUGGAAAUCGACUACGAGCCGAGUACAAUGGUAGCAAGCAGCCGUUCAUGCGGCCAGGUCCCCAGCCCUUUGGUUCCGGUGGAAUGCAGCCUCAGCAAUACCCUCAUACACACCCUCAUCAACAGCCGCUCCAGUCGCACCAGCCACAGCCACAGUCGCAGUCGCAGCAACACCAGCAGCUGCUCCAGUCGCACCAGCCACAGCCACAGUCGCAGCAACACCAGCAACCGCUCCAGUCGCACCAGCCACAGCCACAGUCGCAGCAACACCAGCAGCAGCAACAGGCGCCCCGAAUGUACGGCAGUCCCGAUCUGGAUCGAGGUCCGAAUUACCCUCCGAUCGCUUCAGUUCGAAAUUAA